Molecule: messenger RNA, 888 nt
Organism: Elaeis guineensis (African oil palm)
Lineage: Eukaryota; Viridiplantae; Streptophyta; Magnoliopsida; Arecales; Arecaceae
Product: cytochrome b-c1 complex subunit 7-2, mitochondrial
Biological process (GO): mitochondrial electron transport, ubiquinol to cytochrome c
Cellular component (GO): respiratory chain complex III
Source: RefSeq, a predicted model, not a curated record
AGGCCUCCAUUUGGUGCGGCCAAGGAGCUCUCGGCAAGUUCUCGUGACUUCUAUUCUCGCGCUGGUUGGAUCGAAGGUUCCAGGCGAAACGAGGGAGGCCGGAGCUGAAGGCACGGUAUUCGCCGAAGGGGUAUAGAGAGAGAAAGAGGGAGAGGGAGAGAUCGUGUUGGAAUGGCGGCGUCGUCGUCGUCGUCGUGGUUGCAAUCCUUUUUCCUCAACCCCCGCCGCAACUGGUUCGCUGCCCAGCACUACAAGGCCCUCACCAAGCGCCUCAAGAAAUACGGAUUGCGUUACGAUGAUCUCUACGAUCCUAUGUACGAUCUGGACAUCAAGGAGGCGCUGGUGCGGCUCCCACGUGAGGUGGUAGACGCGAGGAACCAGCGCCUUAAGCGCGCCCUGGAUCUCUCCAUGAAGCACGAGUACUUGCCCGAGGACUUACAGGCAUUGCAGACACCAUUUAGAAGCUAUCUUAAGGAUAUGUUGGCUUUGGUGAAAAAGGAGAGGGCAGAACGAGAGGCAUUGGGAGCUCUACCUCUCUAUCAGCGAACCAUUCCAUGAGACAUCUUGUGAGGAUGGUCCUUUUUAAAAUUGCAAGAAAUAAAAUAAAAUGCAGUCAGUGAAAUUGGAUGCUGAUUAUGGUUUGUCGUCUGCUUUUUAGGAUGCUUUAUCUUUUAUUUACUUGGUUUGGCAAUCCUCACUGAGAUAUGCACUCUCAAGCAUUUUCAUAUCAGUGAGGCGAACCUGGCUCUUAUGGAAAGACUACCUUAUUAUUGAAGGGUAAUAGAGAAUAACCAGUUGUUAUUAGUUUUGAAUAGAUUUUUUGAAUCACAGGUUGUGGUGAUGUCAUGUUAAUUACCUUUUUAAGAUGGAUCUGCUGAUCACUUGGCA